This is a messenger RNA of Saccoglossus kowalevskii, 377 nucleotides long. RefSeq lists its product as uncharacterized. Gene Ontology annotation, biological process: protein ubiquitination. Gene Ontology annotation, molecular function: protein binding; ubiquitin-protein transferase activity. The record is from RefSeq and is a predicted model, not a curated record. Lineage: Eukaryota; Metazoa; Hemichordata; Enteropneusta; Harrimaniidae. Gene Ontology annotation, cellular component: membrane.
GCCAGUACCUGCAGUACGAUAUGUACAAAACUCAGAUAGCGAGUAUGCACAAAUAGUUGAUGGACAGAUCUAUGAAACAUUAUCUCGAGCUACAGCAAGCCAAGGUCUCGCAAAUAUGGCUUAUCAACAUGAAGAUGCACCACCUCCCUAUACAGCCAGAGAUGAUGGAGGAAAUGCUGCUGUACAAAACAACAAACAAUUCAGUUGUGUACCGGAAAUUAAUAAUGGAUACGCUCUCCCAACUCCUGUAAUGCACAGUCAUUAUGAAGAGCCAUACUCAAAAAAGAAGCUCGAGAAUAGUCCAAAAAACGAAAAGGAGAAAAAAACCUUUGUUGAUUUGCCGUCUGAAGAUGUGAAUCGUUCAACUACCGAGAUCG